Messenger RNA from Girardinichthys multiradiatus, 3209 nucleotides. RefSeq names its product atypical chemokine receptor 3-like. The coding region runs from base 271 to 1410 and encodes 379 amino acids. Gene Ontology annotation, biological process: chemotaxis; vasculogenesis; G protein-coupled receptor signaling pathway. Gene Ontology annotation, cellular component: membrane. The record is from RefSeq and is a predicted model, not a curated record. Lineage: Eukaryota; Metazoa; Chordata; Actinopteri; Cyprinodontiformes; Goodeidae. Gene Ontology annotation, molecular function: coreceptor activity; G protein-coupled receptor activity; chemokine binding. The transcript is spliced from 2 exons.
GAGGCGUAGCUCUUCUUAUCAGCAAGUGCAGGUCGAGGGAGUGGAUCGCUUUUUACUGCAGGAGAAGGAGUGAGGCACACACGAAGUUUUUCUCGCUGCAGGGUGGAGGUUGCCUGUAAGCACCAGAAGUGAUCGCAAAUAAAUCAGAUUCUCAGAAGAGAAACUGAGAUUGGAGAAGGGAAGAAGAAAAAUAAAUCAGGUUCCGUUCCAGUCAGACUUGUGGUGUGUGUUACCUCCCAGUGGUCUGUGGCCUUCCCCCAGUGUUACAAAAUGAGCCUUAGCAUCCCUGACCUAGAGGAACUGUGGGAGUCCUUUGGGGACCUAAACAUUUCUGACACCUUCAGCAACAUAUCAAGAGUGGAUGUGACGGUGUGUACCACAGCUUUUAACCGCAAUGCUCUGCUGUACUCCAUGUGUGUCCUCUACACUUUCAUCUUCAUCAUCGGCAUGGCUGCUAAUGCUCUGGUCCUCUGGGUGAACAUCCGUGCCCAAAGAGACUCCACCCCUCGCCAUGAGACACAUAUGUACAUUGCUCACCUGGCAGUUGCAGAUUUAUGCGUGUGCAUCACUCUUCCUGUGUGGGUGAGCUCCCUGGCCCAGCAUGGGCACUGGCCAUUUGGCGAAGUGGCAUGUAAGCUCACCCACCUGCUGUUCUCUGUUAACCUCUUUGGCAGCAUCUUCUUCCUGGCCUGCAUGAGCGUGGACCGCUACCUAAGCGUGAUGCAGCACGGAGAAGAGGGAUGUGCGCGUAGGAAGUUGAUCCGUCGCGCUGCAUGUUUUGGGGUGUGGCUUCUGGCUCUGGUCGCGUCCUCUCCUGAAACCUACUUCCUGCGUGCAGUGAAGUCAGCGCACGGGGACACUAUGAUGUGCAGGCCGGAGUAUCCGGAGGAAAACCACAGGGAAUGGAUGGUCGGAGUUCAGCUCAGCUUCAUCCUGCUGGGCUUUGUUGUUCCCUUUCCAGUCAUUGCACUGUUUUAUGCUCUGUUGGCCAGAGCUUUCAGCUGCUCUUCAUCCUCAUCAUCAUCAUCUUCCCAUGUGGAGCAGGAGCGCCGCGUUAGCCGCAGGGUGAUUCUGGCGUACAUUGUGGUUUUCCUGGCCUGCUGGGGGCCCUAUCAUGCUGCUCUUCUGGUUGAUGCCCUGGCGCAACUGGGCCUGGUGCCACUGACUUGUGGCCUGGAGAACGUGCUCUACGUGGCCUUACACCUCACCCAGUGCCUGUCCCUGCUCCACUGCUGUUUUAACCCCAUCCUCUACAACUUCAUCAAUCGAAACUACCGUUAUGACCUCAUGAAGGCCUUUAUUUUUAAAUACUCAACUCGGACUGGCUUGGCACGUCUUAUUGAGGCUAAUAACAUGUCAGAGACUGAAUACACAGCUGUAGAAAACCCACCACUGAUCUGCUCUCAGUGAGUCUAGUGGAGUAUGAACUUGUUCUACAAAUGAUUUAUCUGCUCUAAACCAAUUCCGCAUCCCUUUCACAGACAUCUUCUUUAGACCUAGAAAGACUUGAAUACUAAUCGAAAAGCACUUAAAGCAGUUUAUAAUAGCAACUGAUUUACAAAUCAUUGUAGAUGUAAAGCCAAAACUGAGUGUAUAUUGUGUGAAAUCAUUGUUUUUAUUAUGUAUGUAUGCUCUGUGCAUUAAUGCAUUUGUGUGCGUGUAGUGUGUGUGAUGUUUAUUAUGAGAAGAAUAAUAUCUUUGUAUCUACUUUUUGUAUUUAUAUACAUUUACACUGUUUGCCUCUCUUGUGUUGUAAUACAAGGUCUUCGCACAGUUUCCAUAAUGCAAAACAUUUCCUCAUCAUUUGUAGCUGAGCCACUGCCUGGCUCUAUACUUUAGUCCUGCUGCCUCAUUGUGAAUCUCAACCUUAUUUUGCAUCAGACAAAGACAUGCUAAAGACAUGCUUUCACUUUUUUUUCAGGUAAUUUGUUCUUUUACUGAUAUAUUUAUAGCACUCUUCUAUCUGUAAAUUGAUUAUGAAGCAACAGAGCUUCUACUAGCUUGCUUAGCUUAGGUUAGAUUGCCAAUACCUUGGCCUACUAUCCUAGCUUGAAGGUAUGCUGUUUUUUGACCUAAGGUUCUGUUAUAAGGAGUUCAUUCUAGCUUGCAGUAACUCUAUCGGUAUCCUCAUUUAGUGUAAAUCCAGAUUAUUUGGUCCUCAAGACUAAAGCCAAAAGCUAUAGCUCAAAAGGUUGCUAAAACAAAGGUGGACUUUAAAUUCUUUAAACUCCAAUCUAAAAAAAUGUCACAUAAGCUUAUGCAAGUGUCGUAACACUAUCUGAUUGAAAAGUAAGACUGUAAAUAAAUUAAUAAAUUUCUGUUCACCUAUUUCACCAUGAUAUUUUUGCUUUUUGUACCAAAAUCCUUUUGACCUUCCAUUCUCAGUUUUUGCACAUAAGGCUCAAUGCAAACACAACAGUUUAAACAUUUAAAAUAAUCAUGAACUGCUAUGGCAUUUUUGAGACUGAAGAUAUUCUAAGAUAUUAAAGGUGCGUUUUGGUCUUGGUCCCUCCUAUACUAGCUAUUAGCUCCAUGCUAAUCUGGAUUUAUACUAAAUUAAGAUGAUAAGAGAGUUCAGAUAUUAACUCCUUAUAAACUUUUAGCAGAACCUCACUUCAAAAAUUCAGAACUUUCUUUUUACCCCCCUUGUUUCUUUUGGAUGUAAAUGUUUCCAUUCUAAUCUGUAGGCUUCCACUGAGACUACUGAUGUUACUGAAUACACAUUUAUUACAUAAUACAGUAUGUUUUGCUAUGUCAGUAAAUUAUAUCAUUGAAAGUGGUGGCAGUUACACAUGUCAAUGGGUUAAUAAUCCUUCCAUGUCACAGACAGCUCGCAUUUUUUGAGCUAAUAAUAUAAAUGGAAAGCUUUCUUCCUGUAAUGGGGGCUGCAGAUGUUGCAUGCAGCAUUGGAAUGUGUCUGUUUGAGACCAAAUUGCAUAAAUGUCAAUGUAUUAAUUCAGAUUUGAGUCUGCAUCUGUGGAAGAACCAAAAGUUUGACACCAAGGGAUGUUUUAUGUAUUAUUAGCUUUGAGAGACAAAUUUUAUUCACUUUAUUAUUUUUAUAUGAUGUCAUAGUGGGUUUUGUGUUACACUUGUAUACAUUUUGAAAAGAAAGCAGACGCAAAAAUGUCUUUCCAAGACGCCAAGCAUUCCCUUUUCAUUGAAAUGUGUAGUAUGUGUUUUGUUAUAUAAUAAACAGAGAAAAAACG